Messenger RNA from Gasterosteus aculeatus aculeatus (three-spined stickleback), 3414 nucleotides. The record is from RefSeq and is a predicted model, not a curated record. Lineage: Eukaryota; Metazoa; Chordata; Actinopteri; Perciformes; Gasterosteidae.
UCCAACCUACGUCACAGGCCCGUGUUGCUAUUGGGCUGAGCGCGAAAUUUAAAUUCGCGGAACGUUUAAAGGAACGUUUGCAAGAGAAACACAAGAGAAAUGGAUAUCGCUACUUAUUUACAGCGGUUUGAGGACAGAAUGAGCUCCUACACCGGAGACGACCCUCUGGACAAGUGGGACAAGUUUGUGGAGUACCUGGAGCAGAGCCUCCCUGCAGACGGCCUCGGCGGGAUGGCGCUGGUGUUUGACUCUCUGGUUCGGAGGUUUUUAAACGUCAAGCAAUAUGCCAACGACCUCCGAUACGUGAACUGCUGCAUUAGAUGUGCGGGCUUCUCCCCCGACCCCGUCGCUCUGUUCAGUCACGUGUACAGCAAGGGCGUCGGUACCACCACCGCCGCCCUGUACGUGGCCUGGGCCCGACAGUUCGAGCACCGAGGGAUGAAUGAGCAGGCCGAGGCCGUCUAUAAGAAAGCUGUGGAGAACCGAGCCCAGCCGGCCGACACCGUCCUCGCUGAACUCCGAUAUGGAAUCUUUCUCAGGGACGCCGUCCAGGAGGAGAAGCUUAACGUGUCGCAGGGCGGGACGGCCAACCUGUCUCACAUCACUCCCAACACCUCGCUGGGCUUCGUUCAGGCCACGCCCUCCAGAGUGCUGCCGUCUCCCACCGUCAACACGCGAGAGGCUCUGGGUGUGAUCAUGGACAUGUUCCAGGCGUCCACGCUCCUGGAGGACCCGCCCGGCGGCGCGGCGCCACCCCGGACCGCCGGGCGGGAGUUUGAUCCCGGUCACCAUGGCGACGGCGUCCCAGCGGCUCCGUUCAUGGUUUUUCAGGACGAGGACAGCGGCGGGGCCGCGCCGCCGGAGAAGUCUAAGCCAAUCAGAGCUCUGCUGGAGAUCCCCGCCCCCACCAGACCCAGCGAGCCCCCGGAGCCCCCCCCCGAUGAGAGCACCAUGUGGGGCGCUCGCUACAACUCCCUCUGCUCGCUGGCAGCGUGCCCCAACACCACCGACGACUUCAACAUGCUCGCCCGGUUUGUCUCCACCCCCUCCACCCACAAGGCCUCCUUCUCCUUCUGUGAGGGGGAGCAGGAGAACGUUUGUGGAGACGGGGAGGACGAAGCUUUCACCAGACGGCAGCCAAAGAAACUCAGCCCCAUCAUGGAGCAGAGUCCCUCCAGCGACGUGGCCUUCGGUCCGCCCCCCCCUUCCUCCUCCGCUGCACACGGCACCAUUGUCGGCGAAGGCCUCACCCCGCCACCCCACUGCGCCUCCUCUUCCAUCUCCAUGGUGCAGCCGCCGCCUCCCGCCGUGCUGUCCUUCAGGGACCAGACCCUGUGUCCCGUUGACUCCUCCUCGGCCGCCGGCUGGGACGUGUACACGAGCCCCGAGCAGGCCGCUCCUCCCCCCCAGCAGCUGGGGGCGGAGCCAUUCACUGUCAUGGAGGACUCGGACAAACCGGUCAGUCCUGCAAGGGCGCGGGGGGGCGACGCCGGCAACGUCCCCAUGAGCCCAGAGGGCUUCGUCUGGAGCCCCGAGCGCCGGGCCGAGCCAGACCGGGACUCCUCCCCAAGGCCCCGCCUCCAGACGCAGCUCUGUGCCGACGUGCCCAUGAGCCCGGCGCACCCGCAGUUCGCCAUCGAGGACGAACUCAUGAACAGUCCGGGCGCUGCCGACGUGCCCAUGGACACGGCUGGGGGGGCGGCUGCGGUCCAUCUGGUGUCGGACCCCUGGGACGAGGAGCUGAUGGCCCGUCUGAUGGCGUCCCUGACUCCGCCUCUCGACACACACCCCCACUGCAUCCGCUGGCAGUGCAAAGUCCCCAACAUCGCCCCCAAGACCAGCAUCAGCAUCGGAAACGCGUCACUGCGAGUCGACUGCGUCCUCGGAAAAGGAGCGUUCGCUACAGUUUACCAGGCGACCGACCCCGUGACCUCCAACCGGACGGUGCUCAAGGUCCAGAAGCCGGCCAAUCCCUGGGAGUUUUACGUGACCACGCAGCUGGACGCUCGCCUGCGGCCGGAUGUCCGUCACCUGUUCAGCACCAUCCGCUCCGCCCACUUCUUCCUCAAUGGCAGCGUGCUGCAGGGCGAGCUCCACGGUCACGGCACCCUGCUGAACGUGGUGAACAUGUACAAGACGCUGAGCGAAAAGGCCAUGCCGCCGCCCCUCGUCAUGUACUUCACCGUCUGCAUCCUGCACAUGGUGGAGCAGCUGCACGCCGUCCACAUCAUCCACGGCGACAUCAAACCUGACAACCUGCUGCUUGGAGAGCGGUUCCUCGACAACAGGUGCUUUGAGCCGGAGAACGUGGACCACGGUCUGCACCUCAUCGACCUCGGCCAGAGCAUUGACAUGGAGCUUUUCCCAGAAGGCACUGCUUUCACCGCCAGGUGCCUGACGUCAGGCUUCCAGUGCACCGAGAUGCUCAGCGGGAAGCCCUGGAGCUACCAGACGGAUUAUUUUGGGAUAGCGGCGACCGUGUACUGCAUGCUGUUCGGGUCGUACAUGCAGGUCACCACUGAGGGCGGCGUGUGGAGGACCAACGGCGUCUUCAGGAGGAAGCCCCACGCUGACCUGUGGCAGGACUUCUUCCACGCCCUGCUCAACGUGCCGCAUGGCGCCCUCCCGCUGAGCCUGGGGGGCCUCCGGCGCUCGCUGGCCUCGGCGCUGCAGGAGAACUACGGCGCCAAGCUGCCCUCACUCAAGAGCCGCAUGAUGGUUCUUCUUCUGGAGAACCGCAAGGCAGCGAAGAGAUGAGCGGGAGGCGGGGCUUAACCGUGUCAGUCAUUCAAUUAAAAAACAUGCAAUUGUUAUUCAGCUGUUUUUUUUGCUGGCUUUCAGAUUGUCUGAGAGUUGAUGGACAAAAAUGAGAUGUGCUUAAAUAGAGGAGAUGGAAUUUAUUAAAGUUAUUUGAUCUGAACGUUCUUUAUUUCAUGUUUUAAUCGAUUACAUUGUUUUCUCUUGUGUCUAAUAUUUGUUGUAUUUGCUGCGUUCUAGAAAAGGAAAAGCAAUUUCAUGUUGUUGCUUCUGGCCAAAUGAAAGUAGUUCUCGAAGCGGCCACCAGGGGGAGUCACACUCUGUCUGACUGACAACCACGAGUCACCUGAGCUCACGAGGAUCAGUGGGGGCGUCGCCCUGCAAAUGGCUCUACCUGUUCAGACCUGUAGCUCCGCCCACUCGUCCGACAGCCUACAGAUUCCAUCCGGGUUCCAAACAACGAGCUUCACGCGCAGACAGAGAGGCGACAUUAGACGAGGAGUCUGCAGCGGUUCAUUUACCCUGCGGGGGGGUGGGGGGGGGGGGUUUCUGACCCUCCGUGCUGCCUUCAAGUUCUGUCUGAACUGGCUUCAAAUUCAACUUUCAGUUGUAUCAACAAAUAUGUUGAGCAUUCCUGCCAAUAAACAUUUAAAUGAG